AUGCAAUUUUUCAAGUCAUUUUCCAUCUUGGCCUUAGCCGCUCAGGCUUUGGCCGAAUUAACUCAGUAUCAGUUCUUUGCACAAUCAGACAAUGAGGAAGUUGAUGGACACGGGUUAUAUUACUACAAUGAGGGAGGGGUUAUCAACUACUACUUUGUUUCAAACAACACCGAUGCAUCUUCAGCUUCCAUUGUUACUUAUGAUGACGAAACGCAAGAGUUCUACCAUCAGGCUAGUCCACAAGUUAAAUAUGUUGUCACCAACACUAACAGUAUUUUCCAGUUGAGUGGUCAAGGUGAACCAUUGAAGGCUCCAAUUAGUGAAGACGGGGAAGUUUACUUUGGCAGUGCUGUGAAAUUGUAUGUUGCAAAGGACUAUGGUGAUCCAAAAGGUUACUCUGAGUAUAAUUAUGGUGUUCUUACCAGAGUUGUGGAGAAUAGUUUUACCAUCAAUAUUAUAGCAAAGAAAUAUGAAUCAUCUUAA
This is a messenger RNA of Lodderomyces orthopsilosis Co 90-125, 483 nucleotides long. Its product is annotated as Ldg3 protein. The record is from RefSeq and is a predicted model, not a curated record. The coding region runs from base 1 to 483 and encodes 160 amino acids. The transcript has a single exon. NCBI's taxonomy places the organism in Eukaryota, Fungi, Ascomycota, Pichiomycetes, Serinales, Debaryomycetaceae.